Messenger RNA from Adineta ricciae, 855 nucleotides. NCBI's taxonomy places the organism in Eukaryota, Metazoa, Rotifera, Eurotatoria, Adinetida, Adinetidae. The record is from the annotation of a GenBank genome assembly.
AUGGCCGUGGAUAUUCAAACAUCUAUCAAAGCUACUCUUAUAAUUGGUGUAUUUUGUCUAAUCGCACUUCUAUCGUUAAUAUAUUCAUUAUUAAUUUUACUGAUUCCACGAUUUCAUUCAAUAAAUAAUAUCUUCAUUGUCAAUCUGUGUGUUAGCGCUCUAUACACUUCAAUUUAUUAUAUAGUCUUCUACGUAUCAUACUAUCUUACUGCUCGUGAUAUUUUUACUCCCAAUGGGUGUGUUAUGUUAUUCUACGCACAUAAUGUGGCCAGUAUUAUUAUUCCAUUUUCUUUUGUCACAUUUUCUGUUCAUCGGUUUUGUUCUAUUAGACAUUAUAAUCAACCUUUAUUUAAAACAAAAAAAUGGGUUGCAACGUGCAUUGCAACACAUUGGAUCGGGGUUUUGAUUAUUUCAUUACCAUUUGUUUUUCAAAAAACAGAUGUUUGUGUUGAUGUUUUAUGGUUACGAAUUUAUACAUUAAUAACAGCUGUAAUUGCUCCAUCAAUUCUGAAUAUUACCUUGAAUAUUCUCAUCUUUCAUCAUGCUCGAUCUUCUUCGCUUCGUGUUCUACCCGAAUUAACAAGUAACAAUCAAAUACUGAAUUUAAGUCGGCGGGAUAUUUCUUUGUUACGACAAAUGGCCUUCAUGUUUAUUACAUUCAUUGGUGGAUGGAGUGGUAUUUAUAUAAGCGUGCUUGUCAGUUAUUUCAUUAGUUUGAACCAGUGGAUUCGACCAGCUAUGUCCAUCUUUGGUGAAUUAUGUAUAGUUGGUAUAAUUAUAAAUUUGUUUAUUAGUAAUCGAGAUGUGAAGAACUAUAUAUGGACAGGAUUCAGAAAUUUAUUUAGUGCAGAAUAA